AUGACUCGAUUGAGAGAAAUCAUGUCUGAAUCCGAGUUACAAAGUCCGGCCAUUCCGACGCCAUCUGAUGUAUCCUCUGGUCGGUUUGAGUCGUAUGAAGACCCGGAUCUGCAUUUCGACUUAUUACCCAUGCCAUAUAGAAUGUUGGACAGUCUUCUAUGGGAUCUGUUCCAUUCAGCCUGGUCUGUGAUUAUGGAGCGACAAAAGCUAUUCAUCAUGGACGAUGGCAUCCUUAUACAUAUUGGACUGGGAGAUGCGAUAAUCAAAGAACCGACAACACACCUGUUUGGCGUGAUCGAAAAUUUCAUUGGUUUGAGCACAAAAAACAAAGUUGUGCUCUAUGGGCGAGAGCAGUUAGAUAAAAGUUUGGGGGAAUUCAUAUGUGACGAGCACGUGAUUCGUACGUUCGUCCUGCGUCCUGUGGACAAAAUCCUAUCGAUCAUCAUGACCGUGGAUGAUAUGGGCAAGGCGUUCAUCAUCCUCGCUUUGAACGGCCGAAUGCGGGUUGUUAAAAGUGUAUCCCAAUCCCAGGAUGGAAAAUCGUUUCACGUGUUGACUGGGCACGUCUCUGUGGAUGGACGUGUUUGCACGUUUGUGGUACAAGAUAAGGAAACCCGUGAAAUUUGGCUUGAAGUGUAUUCUCUACCAGUGGAGAAUUGGAUCAAAGAGACAGGCCUUAUUCAACGGGCAAUGGAACGUCCAAUUUCGAAAGAACAAAUGAGUGAAGGAUCCAGAAUCUCAGACAACGUUGACGCAAUGGACGUGGUUUGGAACGAGGUAAACCUAUCAAUCCCAGUGUUAUAUUGCAAGAUAAAAGCCCCCGUACGGUUCACAGUCUCGAACCCACUGGAAGCGCAAUUGAAACAAAAAGGAUCUUCACAGAAACAGUCUAAGCGCAAGGAUAUUGCAGAUGUAAAACCUGUCAAGCAGGGCAACACAAAGAAGACGAAGGGAUCAAAAUCACAACCAAACAUUCAGAAGCAUCAAGAGGAUGAGGAUGAUUCUCAUGCGUCUAUGCCCAACUCGGGGCUAGUCCUGACAGAUUCUUCUACGGCUCAUCGGGACCGAAACGAAUCCUCACCGGAACGGUCACUACAACUGGACCGGGCAGACAAUUCGAAUCCGAGCGGAGCUGUUUUGAACUUGAUGAAAGAUAAUGAGUUUCAACAUGAUGUGUCGAAGAUUCUCACAGAGCUCGUAUCUCCAGAUCUAUCGACGGGGUAG
Echinostoma caproni is the source of this 1224-nucleotide messenger RNA. Lineage: Eukaryota; Metazoa; Platyhelminthes; Trematoda; Plagiorchiida; Echinostomatidae. The record is from the annotation of a GenBank genome assembly.